Suricata suricatta (meerkat) is the source of this 2007-nucleotide messenger RNA. RefSeq names its product LHFPL tetraspan subfamily member 5 (gene LHFPL5). Bases 99 to 857 code for a protein of 252 amino acids. Gene Ontology annotation, cellular component: plasma membrane. Gene Ontology annotation, biological process: detection of mechanical stimulus involved in sensory perception; sensory perception of sound. The transcript has 3 exons. The record is from RefSeq and is a predicted model, not a curated record. NCBI's taxonomy places the organism in Eukaryota, Metazoa, Chordata, Mammalia, Carnivora, Herpestidae.
AAACCCAGCCUAGGACAGACUCACUUCUAGGCUUUUCUGUCUACAAAGUCACUAGCUUACAGCCCACAAGACCCCAGCCCAGGGCCUACAUCCUCACCAUGGUGAAGUUGCUGCCUGCCCAGGAGGCAGCCAAGAUCUACCACACCAACUAUGUGCGCAACUCGAGGGCUGUGGGUGUGAUGUGGGGCACACUCACCAUCUGCUUUUCGGUACUUGUCAUGGCCCUCUUUAUCCAGCCCUACUGGAUUGGUGACAGCGUUAACACACCCCAGGCAGGCUACUUCGGCCUUUUCUCCUACUGUGUGGGCAACGUGCUGUCCUCUGAGCUCAUCUGCAAGGGUGGCCCGCUGGACUUCUCCUCCAUUCCCUCCAGAGCUUUCAAGACUGCCAUGUUUUUUGUGGCCUUGGCCAUGUUCCUCAUCAUUGGCUCCAUCAUCUGCUUUAGCCUCUUCUUCGUCUGUAACACGGCCACUGUCUACAAGAUCUGCGCUUGGAUGCAGCUGGCUGCAGCCACAGGCCUCAUGAUCGGCUGCCUGGUCUACCCGGAUGGCUGGGACUCAAGUGAGGUGCGACGCAUGUGUGGGGAGCAGACGGGCAAGUACACGCUGGGUCAGUGCACCAUCCGCUGGGCCUUCAUGCUGGCCAUCCUCAGCAUCGGAGACGCCCUCAUCCUCUCCUUCCUGGCCUUCGUGCUGGGCUACCGGCAGGACAAGCUCCUCCCUGAUGACUACAAGGCCGAUGGAAAAGGACAAUGGAAAAUUAAGGAAUCGAAUUCUUCAGUGAUAAAGACUUGUUCCUUCCAUGCUUCCCUGUUCCUGGCUACUAUAGGCCUGAUGGUCGGAAGCCUUUGGCUGUAGGAUUAGACCGUGACAUUCCCCUGAGACAAGACACCCUACCGUGUACAGAACACUUUUGGUGGAGCAGAACUGCGGUGACCCACGUCAAAGAUGGCGGGACUCUUCCGCCGGCCCCAGUUCUCUUCAUAUCCUCUUCAUACCGGCGGUCACAGGACCUCCUGGAGGCCUCUCCUGUGUCAAAUGAGAGGGCUAAAUGAAUCCAGGUCUCAAGGCUUCCCAGGUCUGAGUCUCCAAGAGUCUGAGGACACGUUCCUUUGAAGGCAUACUGGACACUGUCACCCGCUCUCAAAGGGCAGCUGAGGAAGAGGUGGCUGUCGUGCCGGGUCAUUUCAGGUUGAGGCUUAGGGGGUCCUCUGCUUCUUUCUUACUGUUUUAUUGAUGAUCAGAUGUGGGUAAGGAAUGGAGGGGCCGCCAGAACCCGAAUCUAUCAGGAAGUCCUGUAAAGACUGGGUGAACAUAGGAUCUAAAAACUUAGGAGAACAAACUGACUCUCUCCCCUUUGAGCCCCAUUACACUCCCUCGUAGUGCCCACUCCGACCUGGUCAGAACUGGCCACCUGCUUAAGAAAUUUGUUACUUGUGUCCAUGUGAUUUGUUUUAGUAAUAGAUUACAUUUCUUGUAAAAACUACUUUGGACUUGGCACUCUUAAUGGUGAGUCUUUUGCCAGCCUCCAGAGGGGAACUCGAUUUAGGUAACACCUCCCUGUAGCAAAUGCCAAGAUGAAGACAGGUCCUUAGGCUCUUCCCUGACUGGAGAUGGUGCCUAGAAACAGGGUUUGUUGAUUAUCUGAAGGGGACAAUCCUGAGGAGCAGGUAAUUUUUCCUGGUCUUGAGAAUUCACUUAGUAAAGAAAAAACGUGGCUGCUGAAGGAGAGGAGAGCAGGUAAACGCUGAACGGAUCUGUAAUGGAUCUUGUUAUUUGAUCAAGGAGCGGUCACUGACACUGUAAAGUUUCUCAUUCCUGGUUUGUAAGGGCAUUUUUUUUUUAAGUACCCUCCUACAUGGGGGUUUGAACUCACGACCUCGGCAAGAGUCCCACACUCUAUGGACUGAGCCAACCAGCUGCCCCUUUUAAAAGUAGCCAGGUAUGGGGGCCUGGGUGGCUCAGUUGGUGACACGUCUGACUUUGGCUCAGGCCACAAUCUCAUGGU